Molecule: messenger RNA, 2924 nt
Organism: Chiloscyllium plagiosum (whitespotted bambooshark)
Lineage: Eukaryota; Metazoa; Chordata; Chondrichthyes; Orectolobiformes; Hemiscylliidae
Source: RefSeq, a predicted model, not a curated record
AUGACAGGCGGCCGCGCAGGCCAAUCCGCGGCGGGCCGCCCGUCCAAUCUGGUGCAGGGGGGGAGGUGGGCAUCCGCAUCGGGGAGAGGGGCGCAUGCGUGCGCGCUGCCACCCAACCCUGCUGAGCGGCCUUCGACGGACAGGCUGCUCGCGCCAAUAGCGGGGCGGCGGCGUGACGUUCGCGGGGCGAGCGGAGCCAAUGGGAGGCGGAGGCGGAGCCAAUGGGAGGCGGAGGCGGAGGCGGGCAGCGGGCAGCGAGUUAGGUUGCAGCACGGCGGCGCCGCUUUGUUUUCAUUUUUGUCUUUCUCUCUCUCCCCAGAACUUUUCCCUAUUCAGAUGGAAGGAGUGAAACUCAUUGUAAACAAAGGUCUCAGCAAUCACUUCCAGGUGAAUCACACCGUGUCACUCAGCACGUUAGGAGAAUCCAGCUACCACUUUGGGGCAACCUACGUUGGCACGAAGCAGCUCAGUCCCACUGAGGCCUUUCCAGUUGUUGUCGGCGACAUGGAUAACACAGGCAGCCUGAAUGCACAACUCAUUCACCUUCUAACAGACAGAGUGCGGUCAAAAAUGGUAUUACAGACACAACAGUCCAAGUUUGUGAACUGGCAGGUGGACUCAGAAUAUCGAGGAAAUGAUUACACAGCAACACUGACGCUGGGAAACCCCGACAUUCUCAUCGGAUCAGGAAUCGUCGUGGCUCACUAUCUACAGAGUAUCACGCCGAGUCUGGCUCUGGGCGGGGAACUUGUCUAUCACCGGCGACCAGGCGAGGAAGGUGCAGUCAUGUCUGUCGCUGGCAGGUAUACAGGCAGUAAUUGGAUAGGAACCCUCACGCUCAGUCAGGCGGGAGCACAUGCUACAUACUAUCAUAAAGCCAACGACCAGUUACAGGUAGGUGUGGAACUGGAAGCGAGCUUGCGAAUGCAGGACACCAGUGUGACGUUUGGGUAUCAGCUGGACCUGCCCAAAGCGAACCUGCUGUUUAAAGGGUCAGUAGACAGCAACUGGGUGGUUGGAGCGACGUUGGAAAAGAAGCUGGUGCCAUUACCCUUGACCUUAGCGAUGGGAGCCUUCCUGAACCACAGGAAGAACAAGUUCCAGUGUGGCUUCGGCCUGACGAUUGGCUAAUCGCAGUCGGGGAAAGGUCUCCCGCAGCCAACAGAGGAAGGCAGUUGGUUUUUUUCAUUUUUACUGGAAUGUACAGAGACCGUCGAACCUGGGGCCAUUCACUGAUGGUACAGCACACUGCUCCGGGACAGGGAGGGGGCCGGGGUGAUGGGGGGAGGGGGAGCAGAGAGGGGGUGUGGGAGAUGGGUGAUGAAGCAGCGCAGCUCACAACCUCCCUCCCAUCCCCCCUCUCUCCACAGGGGUGGGGUAGUCUGUGUUCGAUCGCUCUGGUUGGCGUUCACUCAACUCGAGAACAAUGUCGAGGGAGAUGGUUCGCUCCAAGUGAGCGUUCCCCACUCCCUCUCUGUUUCCCCUCCUAGCUGUUCCCUCACCCACAUCUCCCGUUCAACCCCCUCCAGCUCCUAUCAACAUCGGGCACCUCUUUGCUCAGAUGUUUUUGAAAUCGUCGUCAUGUGAGUUUCCCUUCUUGCGUGCUCUCCUCCCCCAUGCUUGCCCAUCCUCUUUCCCCCCCCCCUUACCGUCUCCCCCUGUGGGCUGUGAUCUCACUGCAGCGUGAGUGCUGGAGAGGGUGAGUGUGGCCUUGGGGUGAGUUCAGUUUGAGAGACAGACAGUCAGAUAGAGACGGUCUGUGUGGCGGCACCGCGAUCUGAAGCCGCUGUCAAAAUUGAUGUCGAUUUUUUUUUUUCCGGAAACUCGCUCGUCCUUAAAAGACACAAGCUUUUCCUCAGACAGAAUCUUAAAAAUGUUUCAUAUGAAGGAGGGACUUUCUUGUUGUGGGUGAGACUGGCAGCACCAGCAUCUAUCGCCCCAUCCCUAGUUGCCUUUUGAGAAGGUGAUGGUGAGCUGCCUCGUUCAUCCUCUCGUCGUCAGUGUGGUGACAUUGUCACAGUGGGGCACCUCCUCGGGGAAAAGUGGGGGUGUUUUGGCUACAGCACUGCAUUAAGUGACAUCCGAACCUCACGUUUCCUUUCAUUACAUUAACACUCGGACUUGCAGAGAGGGCUCACUCAAUACCUCCUGCUGCUUCGCUAUUCACUUUUCUUUCCAGAUGGUUACAUGAUAGCGCUGGUGGGGUAGGAGAUCCAGAAUUCAUCUCUCUCCCCCCCCUCCCACUCCUUCCAAAUCUGUCACCAACCCCCUCCCCCAGCAGACUUUUGACGUGGGGAGUUAUUGCAGUGUUAGCCCCUCACCAUCCCACCGGCGGACGCGAUGUGUCUUGGGUUGGGAGGUAGAUGGUUUGGAUUUUCUUGUUGGAUUUGAUCGCCCCCCCCCCCUUACCACCACCCAGGGGUGGGCUGCCAUUCGAGUUGGACAACUCUGGCCACCCAAAGGUGCCCCAGGCACUGCCAAUCCUCAGCCCCCUGCCACUUAGUCUUAACGCCCAUGAACCCUGGUGGGGGGUGGAGGGAGACGGUCUGUUUGACUCAGAAAUGGCUGUGUUCCCUCCCCUGCUCCCCCCCCCCCUCCCUUGUUACUCCCACGGCCUCUGAUCUUGUCUGCACUGAUGGUGAGGGAUUGCAGGAGGUCGAAGUUUGUCCACCCCCGCUCCCAGAACUGGUUUACUUCAGUCAAACAUACGGUUGCCAUGGCUUGCUCAGCUCAUUCCGAACUCAAUCGGAACCCCCUCCCUCAGUAAUGAGGCUGUAAACCUCGGGAAGAGAUGUACAGAGUGUUUGAUACUGUAAGCGAAUGGACACUGCGUGUAAAUCAUGUUUGAUAACUUAAAACACAGUUUUUUUUUGCAAAUGAUGUUUCAUGUUGUACUUUGUCAAUAAAUGACAUGGGCAAGUCUC